Molecule: messenger RNA, 606 nt
Organism: Knipowitschia caucasica
Lineage: Eukaryota; Metazoa; Chordata; Actinopteri; Gobiiformes; Gobiidae
Source: the annotation of a GenBank genome assembly
AUGGGAGAAGCGGAGCUACGAAUCUCUCAGAUGGAAGACAAAAUGGGGGGCCUUGAAACCGACAGCGACGUUGCGGGGAAGAAGGUGAGCGCGCUGUGGGAUCGUGUACAGGCGCUUGAAAACCACAGCAAAAGAAACAAUGUACGUUUAGUUGGCCUCAAAGAAACCUACGGAACUGAUGGUACGCUUGAGAUGUGUGUUAAAAAAGUUCUGAGGGAAGGACUGGGCAUUGUCCCCGAAGCGGAAUUUGAGAUUGAGCGACUGCAAAGAGUCUCAGCUCCGGUGCCGAACGAGGGGCAGCCUCCCCGUGCUGUUUUGAUCCGCUUUUUGAGGCAGUCCGCCCGGGAGAAGGUGCUGAGAGCGGCUGCGGUGAAGCGAGGGGUUACAUGGGAAGGGAAUAGGCUUUCGAUAUUCCCUGACGCAACGAAGGAACUGGCUGAGAAGAGGAAAACGUUUCUGGCAGCGAAGAAGGCACUGCAGCAACGCAAUGUGAGAUACACUCUGGCCUUUCCUGCGACGUUGAGAUUCACAUGGAGGGGGAAAAACCAACGCUUCACACAAGCUGAGGAGGCUGAACGCUUCAUCAACCGUCACAGCAACAACUAA